ACGUUGGACGCUUACGUCAUACAAACCCCGCAGUAUUAGCGUCUCUGAUUGGCGCUUGUUGCCGGUGACCUGGCAACCGAUAGACGGUUUACAGACGCUUGUUUAUUUUGCUGUCUCUUUACCUUACGUUAUUGUAGACGCAGAUAUCGCGUCUUUCUUACUUACAAUAUCGUACCAUUAUCGGUAGUAGCUGAAUUACAUCUAAAUCCAUAAAAAAUGUCGACGAGAACUCUACCUCUGCUCUUCAUUAAUCUGGGUGGAGAGAUGCUGUACAUCCUGGAUCAGCGUUUACGGGCUCAGAAUAUCCCAGCAGAUAAAGCCAAGAAAGUUAUGAAUGAUAUCAUCACCACCAUGUUCAACAAGAACUUUCUGGAAGAGCUGUUCAAGCCACAAGAGCUGUACUCCAAGAAGGCCCUAAGAACCGUGUUUGAUCGACUGGCUCACGCCUCAAUCAUGAGACUCAACCAGGCCAGUAUGGACAAACUUUAUGACCUGAUGACCAUGGCCUUCAAGUAUCAGGUUUUGUUGUGUCCUCGCCCCAAAGACAUCCUCCUCGUGUCCUUCAACCACAUGGAUGCCAUCAGGGACUUUGUGAAGGACACUCCCAGCAUCCUCAGCCAAGUGGAUGAGACUAAUAAACAGCUUAUAGAGAUAUAUACCGCUUUAUCUGGUGGAGAGUUUCAGCUGAUUAGACAAACCCUCCUCAUCUUCUUUCAAGAUAUGCACAUAAGAGUAUCAAUUUUCCUGAAAGACAAGGUACAGAACUCCAAUGGUCGAUUUGUUCUGCCCACAUCAGGACCCGUUCCAUAUGGGACACAGACCCCAGGACUCAUCAGGAUGUUUAGUUGUGUUGGUGAGGAGGUAAAAAGGUUGCAGUUCCAGGGCGGUGGCAAUUACAACGCUUCUCUUCGUGAAGGUUCUUUUGAAAUGUAUGGUGAUCGGGUCCUCAAACUGGGCACGAACAUGUACAGUGUGAGUCGUCCUGUUGAAACACAUAUGUCUGGAACCUCCAAAAACUCCUCACAACACACCAAGGUCAACACGACUCCGAAUCCCCUGGCUAAAGAAGAACUAAACAUGCUUGCCAGACUCAUGGGAGGUCUGGAGGUGCAAAAACCAACAAAUAUCGACUCUGGUUUCAGGGUGAAUCUUUUCGCCACUGAUGAGGAGGAAGAGGAAGCUUUUAUAUCAAGACCAGAUGAUCUGUCCUAUGAGGUUCUUACUAUUCAAGCAACAAAGGACAAACAGACCAAUGCUGAGCUGGCCAAAAUCAUGGGGGAGUUUGUGGAGGCAGGCGAGACCACCCCUAGUUCCAGCAGCAAAGGUGACGACCUUCUGGCCAUGAUGGACGGUCUGUAACUUAAAUGGUUCUGUUAGCUGAAGAAAGUGAUUGAGUGGUUAAGAAGGAUCAGGUCCUGCUAUGUGCGCUGUCUCGCUCCUGGAAGAGCUCUUUUGCCUGAAGCUGCGGUGACAACCUUGUUUAAUUUAGAAAGACAGCUCAAGGAGAUUCUCUUUGUGAAUUUCAUGCAAAUUUUCUUCACCUGCUACAAUGAAAGAAACGCAAAAAGCAGGUGUUGAGAUUUAAUAUGCAUCUUGCCGUGGGAACCGUAGUCACUUUUCCAUAGUCAGUUUGUGGAGUUCGUUUGUACCUACUGAGGCAGCACGUCAUCCUGUAAUUCACAUCACCGAGGUCUGCCGGCAAAGUGAGGACCUCUGCAAAGUUUUGAUGCCACAGACACUCCUGUGACAUUUAUAUCAAAAGACAGAAUGAAACGCCUUUUGCUGGAUUGUCUCAAUUCGCUCAAAUGGAAUUUCAAUUAAAGCUGUCGUUGAAUGUGCAACCGAAAGGUGGAUGGAUGCUAUUACAUAUGUGGUGUAUCCAUACAACAAGCACUGCUUGAGACAGGGUAACAGAGGAAACCGAAGUGCACUUGCAGUAACAUUUUAGCACAGAUCCCAAUACUGGUUUACAGGAAUCCCCAGGACAACUGAUCUGUGCUUGUUUUGUCAUUAUUUAUAUGGAGGCAAAUCCAACCAAGUCAGGAAUUUCAAUGUCACAAUUGAGAACAAACAUUGUUGUCUUAGAAUGUGCCGUUUUUGCAUUAUAUAAAGCGAAAAUAUAUGUGAAAUGUACUUUAAGGUAACCUUCCAUGAAAUAUAAAUAAGCAAAGCAGUGUGGGGAAUGAAAUGUUUAUAUUUUUCACAAGCUUAUUAGAGCUCAUUUAUUGAAGUUAAAGGGUAAGUCCACCCAUAAAUGAAAUUUCUGUCAUGAAUUACUCACCCUCCAGUUGUUCCAUACCUGUAUACAUCUCUUUGUUCUGUUGAACACAAAGAAAGAUAUUUGGAAGAAUGUUAGCAGCUGAGAUUUCUGUGGCAACAUUGACAACCGUAGUAGAAACAAUUAUUGUAUAGUGUUUUGUUCUGUUAAACACAAAAGAAUAUAUUUUGAAGAAAUAAGAAAACAAACAGUUCAGGGGCACCUGUGACUACCACUUUUUGACUACCUCAGAAAUCUCACUUGCUAUCAUUCUUCUAAAUAUCUUUCUCGGUGUUCAACAGAACAAAGAAAUGUACACUGCUUUGGAACAACUUGAGGGGGAGUCAAUGAUGACAGAAUUUGCAUUUUCGUGUGGAGUAUCACUUAAACGCACCGUACAUGAAAGUUCAUUUGUGUUUGUUUACGGUAUCAGUAUUUUGAAAGGUUAGGUUUAAAAAAUAAAGUAUGUCCUUUUGCAAAUAA
Triplophysa dalaica is the source of this 2740-nucleotide messenger RNA. RefSeq names its product organic solute carrier partner 1b (gene oscp1b). Gene Ontology annotation, biological process: transport. Lineage: Eukaryota; Metazoa; Chordata; Actinopteri; Cypriniformes; Nemacheilidae. The record is from RefSeq and is a predicted model, not a curated record. Bases 217 to 1359 code for a protein of 380 amino acids. Gene Ontology annotation, cellular component: cytoplasm; plasma membrane. The transcript has 10 exons.